Molecule: messenger RNA, 849 nt
Organism: Saccharomyces kudriavzevii IFO 1802
Lineage: Eukaryota; Fungi; Ascomycota; Saccharomycetes; Saccharomycetales; Saccharomycetaceae
Gene: REX4
Product: putative 3'-5' exonuclease
Exons: 1
Coding region: 1-849 (282 amino acids)
Biological process (GO): rRNA processing; ribosomal large subunit assembly
Cellular component (GO): nucleus
Molecular function (GO): nucleic acid binding; 3'-5' exonuclease activity
Source: RefSeq, a predicted model, not a curated record
AUGGUACUUUCAUCAAACUGGCAGGCAUUAUUAGCCUCCGAAGCGGGUUCUACUUCCGUUAAAAAGACAAAGCAAUCAAAUAAGAAAAGUAACAAGAUAGAUAAAGCCAGCAGCUCCCAAGAUUUACGCCCCAGACGCAAAACUGGUAGCAAAAUUAUGGACAUGGUGUAUAACAUGAACAAAGAAAUUAGUAAGAAUGAGAAGAAUAAGCUCGAGGGAAUAUUGUUUGAGUUCAAUCCAGCUAAAGCCAAAACGGAUAAUAAAGUUGAGAAAUUAGUACACGUGGAUGCAUUAGAAGAUGUUCCAGUUCGCAAUAACAAGAGUAAGGAAAUUGGAAAGUAUAUUGCAAUGGAUUGUGAAUUUGUGGGCGUAGGACCGGAAGGUAAAGAAUCUGCGUUAGCGAGAAUAUCGAUCGUGAAUUAUUUUGGACAUGUUGUUCUCGAUGAGUUUGUUAGACCAAGAGAGAAGGUUGUAGAAUGGAGAACCUGGGUUAGUGGUGUUAAGCCAGAACAUAUGAAGGACGCUAUAACUUUUAAAGAUGCCCAGAAGAGGACAGCGGAUAUUUUGGAGGGAAGAUUUCUGGUUGGGCAUGCUCUUAAGCAUGAUCUUGAAGCUUUGAUGUUAUCCCAUCCAAAAUCAAUGCUCAGAGACACUUCAAGACACCUCCCAUUCAGGCAAGCCUAUGCCAAGGGUAAGACACCAAGUUUGAAAAAAUUAACAAGGGAGGUCUUAAAAAUCGCCAUUCAAGAAGGUGAGCAUUCUUCUGUUGAAGAUGCUCGUGCCACCAUGCUAUUAUACAAGAAGGAAAAAGCUGAAUUUGAAAAGAUUCACAGAAGAACUUUUAAUUAG